Messenger RNA from Kuraishia capsulata CBS 1993, 321 nucleotides. RefSeq lists its product as uncharacterized. The transcript has a single exon. The record is from RefSeq and is a predicted model, not a curated record. Lineage: Eukaryota; Fungi; Ascomycota; Pichiomycetes; Pichiales; Pichiaceae. Bases 1 to 321 code for a protein of 106 amino acids.
AUGAUCGGUAACCAGCACGAACUCAUUAUUUCUCAAAGCAACGACUUUCACAAGAGGAAGGUUCAAUUGGUUGAAAUUGGAGUCGCUCAGCUCAAGUUCUCGCAGGAGUUCAUCAGAAAAAUCAACAUCUCUAUAUUCAACCACAUCUUCAAAUUUCACAUAGUCAUUGAUCCUGAACUGCAAGAGGUCAUUUUCAGUGUACGCCUGACACGCCAGAAAAGGAUGCUCGAGGAUAACUCUUCUCAAGGCAUGAAACAACAAGUUUUCAGACACCUGUUGGUUGAACUUGCAAGAAACCAUGAAAUUCUUGUAGAGGCGUAG